Molecule: messenger RNA, 1284 nt
Organism: Bicyclus anynana (squinting bush brown)
Lineage: Eukaryota; Metazoa; Arthropoda; Insecta; Lepidoptera; Nymphalidae
Gene: Rpn11
Product: 26S proteasome non-ATPase regulatory subunit 14
Exons: 4
Coding region: 183-1118 (311 amino acids)
Biological process (GO): proteasome-mediated ubiquitin-dependent protein catabolic process; protein deubiquitination
Cellular component (GO): proteasome regulatory particle, lid subcomplex
Molecular function (GO): metallopeptidase activity; protein binding; proteasome binding
Source: RefSeq, a predicted model, not a curated record
AAAAUUAAAAUCGUCAUUGUUGAGCUUGAGUUUGACACUAAUAAUUCAUGGAAAUACUAAGUUAAAAAUUUGUGUCGGUUUAGCAUUGUUAUUAAAUAUUCGAGACUAAUUACUUAGAGUACGUAUAGAACUCAAAUAUAAAGUCAAACUAUUAUCUACAGUAGAACGGGUGCCAGUGAACCAUGGAUCGUCUUUUGCGUCUCGGAGGAGGUAUGGCCGGGCUCUCCCAGGCGCCCCCGCCGACCGAUGCGCCCGUAGUGGACACAGCAGAGCAAGUUUACAUUUCAUCGUUAGCUCUCUUGAAAAUGCUGAAGCACGGUCGAGCCGGUGUUCCAAUGGAGGUUAUGGGUCUUAUGUUAGGUGAGUUUGUUGACGAUUACACAGUUCGGGUGAUUGAUGUGUUUGCCAUGCCUCAGACUGGAACCGGCGUGUCUGUAGAGGCUGUGGAUCCUGUCUUCCAAGCUAAAAUGUUGGAUAUGUUGAAACAAACUGGAAGACCUGAGAUGGUAGUGGGAUGGUACCACUCGCAUCCUGGUUUUGGUUGCUGGUUAUCAGGAGUUGAUAUAAACACGCAGCAAUCCUUUGAGGCCUUAUCUGAAAGAGCUGUGGCAGUGGUGGUUGAUCCCAUCCAGUCGGUGAAGGGGAAAGUUGUUAUAGACGCAUUCCGCCUCAUUAACCCCAACAUGAUGGUUCUUGGCCAAGAACCGAGACAAACAACAUCCAACUUGGGCCACUUACAAAAGCCUUCAGUGCAAGCUCUCAUUCAUGGCUUAAACCGUCAUUACUACUCCAUCAGUAUAAACUACAGGAAGAAUGAGCUGGAACAGAAGAUGUUGUUAAACUUGCACAAGAAAUCGUGGAUGGAUGGACUUACUCUAGCAGAUUACAAGGAGCAUUGUGCUAUAAAUGAAACAACUGUCACCGACAUGUUGGAUUUGGCCAAGAACUACAACAAAGCUCUCGAAGACGAAGAGAAGAUGACGCCUGAGCAGUUAGCCAUUAAGAAUGUUGGCAAACAGGACCCCAAGAGGCAUUUAGAAGAGAAAGUAGACAUCUUGAUGGCAAAUAACAUUGUACAGUCCCUCGGAGCAAUGCUCGACACCAUGGUGUUUAAAUGAUUGUACCAGACACAUUUAAGUAUUAAGGUCAAAUAAAAAUGUGCAUAUAUUGAGUUGAUCCUCACUUUCUGGUUAAUGCCUAGUGGAAUAUUGUUCUACAAUAUACUUUCUAUUAAUAAUUAUAUUUAAUAGGAAUUAAUGGUAAUAAUAAACACAUCCCUUUUUA